Messenger RNA from Salvelinus fontinalis (brook trout), 2865 nucleotides. It is a transcript of the gene plin1, whose product is annotated as perilipin 1. Gene Ontology annotation, cellular component: lipid droplet. NCBI's taxonomy places the organism in Eukaryota, Metazoa, Chordata, Actinopteri, Salmoniformes, Salmonidae. Bases 300 to 1715 code for a protein of 471 amino acids. The record is from RefSeq and is a predicted model, not a curated record. The transcript has 9 exons. Gene Ontology annotation, biological process: lipid metabolic process.
AUUCACUGACAACGGAGCGGAGCGAGGUCUGCAUCCAGGAAUGUCACGAGUCACGUGACCUGUUUUUGCAGCUGUCUCAGUUCUGCAAUCCAGGGAGAGAGAACGGAACUCCACUAAAAUAGUUUCAAGGUUUGGAACCACUUGGGAUAUUCUGGAUUUUGGGUAGACUUCUCCUUUAAGUGGGCGUGAUGAGCAGCCUUUUUUCUCAGGUUGUGUCUGUAUAGUUCUUCUGUUCCUCACCAAAUUAAAUGUGCCCACGGUCUUCAGCUGGACUCAACACUAGACGUUGAUCAGUCAUAAUGGCUCCAGAGAAAACAGCAUCCACCAAAGCCCAGUUAAAGGACAAUGUGUUUGUCAGACUCCUAAGCCUACCUGCAGUGAGCUCUACCUGUGAGGUUAUUGAGAGGACCUACACUAGCACCAAGCAGACCCACCCGCUCCUCUGCUCUGUGUGUGGGGUGUAUGAGAGGGGGGCCAGGACCGCAAGCAGUCUGGCAGUGUGGAGCAUCCAGCCUGCCAUCGACCGACUGGAGACCCAGCUUGUUGCUGCCAACAAUCUGGCCUGUAAAGGGCUGGAUCAUCUGGAGGAGAAGAUCCCAGCCCUGCAGUAUCCCCCUGAGAAGCUGGCAUCUGGCAUAGUGGAUGCAGUCACCUCUACAGUGCAGACAGCUAAGGAGGGCAUCGCCAGCCCCAUCGCUGGCACCUCAGACAGGGUGCUCAGCAUGGCAUCCAGUUGGCUCCAGUUGACCAGGGGUGCCUUCGGUGAUGGCUUUAGCUACGUCCUGAACAGCAAGCCUGUCCACCUUGCAGGGGAGGGAGCAGACACUGCACUGACCCUGGCUGAGAGUCUGGUCAACUAUGUUCUGCCUGGAUCCUCUGAGGAGAAUGAGUCGGCUGCUUUGUGGGAGCAGGAGUCUGGUGUCAGUGCUCCUGGCCUUCCGCCCAGCUACAGGAGGCUUGGGGCUCUGGCCAGCACAGUGUGUCGACGUGCCUACAAUCAGACAGCAGCAACGCUCCAACACGCCAAGAGUCAAGGUCAGGACCUGGUCACACACAUCUCCGGUGUGUCUCCACUGACUGAAUAUGCCAUGAAGAACCUUGAGGCUGUGGAAACAGUGGGCCUGUUCUUUCAGAGCUCAUUGAUGGGAUUCUUCAGUUGGGAGGAGCAGAGAGACAAAGCGACAGAAGCAGAGUUUCAGAAGAGUGGUGGUGGGCUGCAGCGCCUGGUGAGUGGCCUUGGUUAUCAGCUGCAGAUUAACUACAUGUCAGUUGUGUCCAGUGUGAAGAGUGCCCCUCAGACCACCUUUGGCUUGGCUAAGAACGGUCUGGGUGCCGUGUUGGAUACCUUGGGCAGCGCCCGGGAGCGUGUGGUGAACAGCAUCUCCUAUUAUGUUAUGAUUCCAGGGUUAUACAAGGAGUCCGAGCCUGGCUGCAGUGCUGGAGAUGAGGAGGACGGGGAGCCCAAGAUCUCUGAUGAGGCUCGGCUCCUCAAGCAAAGGGUCCUGCUGCAGAUCCCCCAACAGCAGAGGAUGAUACUGGGCCAGUCCUACACCUCUAUCGUCACCCAGCGCAUCCCACGGAGAGGAGAGAUCGCUAUGAGGUCCCGAAACUCCUCGUAUACACACAAUGUGCAUUCCCGCCGCUACAGCCCCACCGCUAAAUACGUUGUCACUGUGGAGCCCAUUCAGAAGGAUACAACUGAAAUGGAUGACUAACAGUGUCAACUAGAAGCAGUUUAAUAUAAGCUUGCAACAAUGCUGUGAUUCAACCAAUGCAACAGUAUUUGUAGAGCUUUAUGCAGUAACAGCAAGUGCAAUCAUGUAUGUUAAAGGUCUACAAAUGUAAUACUUGUGUGUUUCUUUGUGAUAUGGCCAAAGCUUUGCUUGAAAGAAGGCCUCCUAUUCUGUUGACAAAUACAUAGCUAAUAGACAAAGCCAUGUCUAAAACAAUGAUUUAUAUAUGCAGUAGAUGACUAUUAGGAGGGGGCGUGUUGAAGCCACCGCACCUCCAUCUUGGCAAAGAUAUUCUGGAAGUUAUAUAAAUGCAUUUGUUAAUGUCAACAUAAAUUUCUGCCACAUUUAGUCUAUUUCAGACAGAUUAAAGCAUACUUUAAAAUUAUGUCAGCUAAACAUUCAAAUGGCAAAACAUUUUCCAUAAAGUAUCAUUUUGAGAUUACGAAUUUUAUUGUCCCCACUACAACAGAAAAUACUUAAAUACAUGUAAUUCUGUCCUUUAAACAUUUCAUUUAAGUAAUGUAGAAUUCCAUUAAUUCCUAUGGAGGACUGACGGCUUCAAAGCCUCACAAUGGCAAAUACAUAGCAUCAACAAUCCAGGGUUUAAAUAAAUCAUUGGCCUGAAACAAUGUGACUCUGCUCAAUAGCUUUGCCAAUAACAUAGCUGAAUCAUUAAGAACAGACAGAUCAAUGAAGUGACGCCUUGACCCUGUCCAGAGUGAGCUCUGUGUCUCUCUGUCAUUAGAGGAAUUCAUAAAUUGGAUUUGAGAAGAAACUCUGGGUUCCAUCUUUCCUUCUUACUGUCUGCCAUGGGAAAAUGUUGAACAGAAGACUGUCUUGAAGAAAUAACCCACAUUUUAUCACGAUGAGGGACAUGCAUGACAUUAAACCAUUAAAAUAUUCUUAAAUGACACUUUCAUGACUGUUUCUUAAUAGCAUGUGUCUGUUUGCACAUCCUCACUUUGCAUUAAGUCCUUACUUAAAAAAAAUAUAUAUACAGUGUUUUCAGAAAGUAUUCAGACCCAUGCUUUUUUCCACAUUGCCUUUCAUUACAGCCUUCUAAAAUGUAUUAUAUACUUUCCCCCCUUCAAUCUACACAACAUUUUUGAUAAUGUCAAAGAGAAAAACAGUU